Rhinolophus ferrumequinum (greater horseshoe bat) is the source of this 3097-nucleotide messenger RNA. RefSeq names its product acidic residue methyltransferase 1 (gene DCPH1). The coding region runs from base 836 to 2008 and encodes 390 amino acids. Gene Ontology annotation, cellular component: cytoplasm; nucleus. Gene Ontology annotation, biological process: DNA damage response. The record is from RefSeq and is a predicted model, not a curated record. The transcript has 5 exons. Gene Ontology annotation, molecular function: phosphatase activity. Lineage: Eukaryota; Metazoa; Chordata; Mammalia; Chiroptera; Rhinolophidae.
GUCGCUUUCCUCGUCCAGUCCCUCCGCUAUUUUUCCUCCUCCCCACUUUUGCGGAAAGCCGGGCCUCACCGCGGAGACGAGCGGGGAAGCCGCGGCGGGCUUGAGGGCGCCCGCUCCCCGGCGGUUGUGAGUUCAGUCCCGCCGCAGGGCACCGCUUCCCCGGGGGCGCUUGCUCGGUGUCGCCAACUCGCGUGGAGGCGGGGGGCGAGGCGGCCCCGGGGCCUGAGUCCGCUCGCUGUGGCCGCUCUCCUGGCUCCAGACUCGGAUCUGCUUCGCAGCAUCUUCCUUGGCGGUGAUUCGUGGCCCCUUCCCUGACUACACGGGAACAGAUUUGAACCCCAGCAGAAAUUCUCCACUUACCUCACCUCUCUCUAUAGUGUUCACUCAGUCAUUUUAAUAGGUUUAUGUUAAUUUGUAUUGGGCAGUUCACUUGUCUUUAAAGUGAUUCAGUACUUUUUUUUUUUUACUCCCGCAGACUGCCUUGAGGCUUUGUACCCCUUCUGCUGCCUUUCAGGGUGUUGCAGAGCAUGGCUUUAUAAUGUUUUAGUAAACGCACUUUUGGGGGUUUAAAAUUCUUUGUAAUAGUUAAGAAUCUCAGAUCUAUAGAGAAGUGUUUCUUCCUAUUGCUGAUCAGAUUAAUUCAUAAUCCUACUAUAAAAAAUGCCUGUAGCGUUUUGUUUCUAGGUGUCAUUUCACAGAUUCUAGGUAAAGUUGUAGACCACGAUCGUUUGCAUAUCUUACAAUUAAAGACAGAAUACCACAGAUCUUGACCAAGGCUAUUGAUACAUUACAUAGACAUAAAAGUGAAUUUUUUGAGAAACAUGGAGAGAAAGGCAUGGAAGCUGAAAAGAAAGCUAUUUCUCUUCUUUCUAAAUUACGAAAUGAAAUGCAAACAGAUAAGCCAAUUAUCCCCUUGGUUGAGAAGUUUGCUGAUACGGACAUAUGGAAUCAGUACCUAGAAUAUCAACAGAGUCUUUUAAAUGAAGGUGAUGGAAAACCAAGGUGGUUCUACUCACCGUGGUUGUUUGUAGAAUGCUACAUGUAUCGUAGAAUUCAUGAAGCAGUUAUCCAGAGUCCACCAAUCGACGACUUUGAUGUAUUUAGAGAAUCAAAAGAACAAAACUUCUUUGAGUCACAGGAAUCUGUCAUUGCCUUAUGUACUCACCUGCAAGAGUUGAUGGAAACUAUUGAAGAUCUAGAUGAAAAUCGGCUAAAAAAUGAGUUUUUUAAAUUUCUUCAGAUUUCACUGUGGGGAAAUAAGUGUGAUCUGUCUCUAUCAGGUGGGGAAAGCAGUUCUCAGAAGACCGAUAUAAUAGACUCUUUGGAAGACCUAAAACCUUUCAUUUUAGUGAAUGACAUGGAACAUCUUUGGUCGUUGCUUAGCAAUUGCAAGAAAAUAAAAGAAAAAGCAUCUACUAUUAGGGUGGAUAUUGUUCUAGAUAACUCUGGGUUUGAACUUGUUACUGAUUUAACACUAGCUGACUUCCUAUUGUCUUCUAAACUGGCUACCGAGAUCCAUUUUUAUGGAAAAACUAUUCCAUGGUUUGUUUCUGAUACUACUAUACAUGAUUUUAACUGGUUAAUUAAACAAGUGAAACAUUCUAAUCACAAGUGGGUGUCCAAGUGUGGGGCUGACUGGGAAAACUAUAUUAAAAUGGGCAGAUGGGUUUACCAUGAUCAUAUAUUUUGGACGCUUCCUCAUGAAUUCUGUGCCAUGUCUCAGGUUGCCCCUGACUUAUAUGCUGAACUACAAAAGGCACGUUUAAUUCUGUUCAAGGGCGAUUUGAAUUACAGGAAGUUGACAGGUGACAGAAAAUGGGAGUUUACUGUUCCUUUUCAUCAGGCUUUGACCGGUUUCCAUCCUGCCCCUCUCUGCAGUAUCCGAACACUAAAAGCUGAGGUUCAGGUUGGUCUGCAGCCCGGGCAAGGUGAACAGCUCGCAGCUUCUGAGCCCAACUGGCUGACUGCUGGGAAAUACGGAAUAUUUCAGUUUGACGGUCCGCUUUGACUUGCUUUAGGAACUCUAAUUUGUGUAGAAAGAUCGGGCAGGCAAUUUUCAGCCACAGAAAAGCGGUGUUUGAAUUUAGUCACUUCGGUGAUCUGCUAAAGUCAGCUCUGGGAAGCUUGGCUUCUCAGUGCCCAGUUACAUACGCUCUGGAUGCCUUUUCCUUUGAACAUUUUGCCCCACUACUUUGUUUGGGGGUGGAUGGAUUCAGCUAGUUACAGAUAUUUACAUUUAUGUUGGAAUCAAUCUUAGUAACUUAUUUCAAGUUAAAUGCAUAAUUUCAAGUGGUUUUCAUGAGCUUAUUUUUAAUAGGGCAGAAAAGCAAAAUAUAAGUGAAUUCUGCUUUUAAAGUUCAUAUUUUAAAAUCCUGUGCUGCAUGGUAUUGCAUAUUCUUGGAAGCAUGGAAUUUUAUUUAACUUGAUUUUGGGCUCUAGAAAUAAAGGGUCUGUGAAACUAUACAUCUUAAAUAUGCUUUGUAAAGAGAGGCAUUCUUACAGCUGUGAUAUUUGAACACAUGAAAGUAAAACUUACCUCAUAAGUUAAUUCCAAAUUUCGUUCUUAAAUUUUAUUUCAUUUCAAUAGCCUGUUUUAUUUGCAUGCAUUUGUAUUUUGGUUGACUUGUGGAAUGGAUGGUAGGAAAUAUAAAACUGAACAGAAUGAAAGAAAUGGUAUUUGAAGAAAAAUAUAGUAUCUUUUACAUCCUAUUUAUGAUAUCUAUAAUUUUAACACAAGUGUUUUAAAUGAACAUAUUUUUAGAUUGUUCUUCAGUUUAAAAAGUACUUUAGAAAAGGUUCUUAUGCAUUGAAUUUGGAGUACUACCAAUGAGUUGAUUCAUUUUUUUUUAUAUUCUUACUCAUUUAUUGGUGAUCACCAAAUAGUAAAAACAGUAAGUUACUGGUCAAUUUGUUUUGAAACUAAAAUUGGAAAUAAACCUGGAAAUGUUUUCUUGCACUAAAAUAAUAAAGUGAAUUGUACUGAAAGUCACAUUGGUUUUAUUUUCCAAUGGGAGAAAGUCAAGAAGGGAAGAUUUAAAAUGAGGUGUAUAUAAUGAAAAAACUCAUAAUGCAUAUUAUAGACGUUGCCAAAGCAUUC